Molecule: messenger RNA, 378 nt
Organism: Mesocestoides corti
Lineage: Eukaryota; Metazoa; Platyhelminthes; Cestoda; Cyclophyllidea; Mesocestoididae
Source: the annotation of a GenBank genome assembly
GACCAAAUCUUCAUGUGUAAAAACAUCAUCGAUAGACUUCUUGAUCCUCCUUCCCACUCAGAGCAUAAACGGGCUUAUUUCUGGAUUCAUGCUGCUGGUGGAAUGGCUAUGGAUCGUGCUUCAGAGAUCGCUCUUAAUCUGUGUAAUCGUUUUUACCCUAAUCAACUUGAAAUGUUUAUUUACACCGACACUCUGAAAACUGAAGAGGAGUACAUUCGUGUUACUGCCGACAGUAAAGUAGUUGAAAAAACAGCGCUUACAUUGAAACCAGCCCUCCACAUUCGCCUGGCAGUAACUGCCUCGUUGUCUUCUAGCGGCCCCCGUUCUGUUCAGUUAAGCAUCCCAUCAAACUACUUUACCACCAUCCAUAUCAAAUGA